Messenger RNA from Racocetra persica, 257 nucleotides. The record is from the annotation of a GenBank genome assembly. Lineage: Eukaryota; Fungi; Glomeromycota; Glomeromycetes; Diversisporales; Gigasporaceae.
GUCAAUCACUAGCCUUACUGCUUUCUGCUCAACAGAACGUGUUUUUCCAUCAAAACUCUUGUGAAGUCUUCAAGUCGAACUCAAUGACAGUAGCGGAACUUGUGAAAGGAACAGCGGAACUUGUGGAAGGCUAUGAAACAAAAAAGACAGAACGUUUUAUACAGUAUGCUUAUUCUUCUUUCACUGUGUUGUUUGGUCAAUUAAGGUGUAAAUCUUUAAACGUAAACCUAAAACCUAAUAUUAAUGCAGUCAAAUGA